Molecule: messenger RNA, 450 nt
Organism: Labeo rohita (rohu)
Lineage: Eukaryota; Metazoa; Chordata; Actinopteri; Cypriniformes; Cyprinidae
Product: butyrophilin-like protein 2
Exons: 2
Coding region: 16-450 (144 amino acids)
Biological process (GO): cell surface receptor signaling pathway; positive regulation of T cell proliferation; negative regulation of T cell proliferation
Cellular component (GO): external side of plasma membrane
Source: RefSeq, a predicted model, not a curated record
UCAGUUUUACACAUAAUGGUGUUGAUUCUCUGUAUUUCUGCAUCUGGAUCUGCACUGCUGCUCUUCUGUCUGAUCUACUGCAGAUCAUCUACUAAAGGUUUGAUUGUGCACAAUUCUAACACUAAUGUUCAUCUGGGAGGUUCAGUGGUUUUGCCCUGUCAUGUUCCUCCAAACUUACUAACUGAAGAUCUGAAGGUGGAAUGGAGAAAAACAACAAAAAACUCAGAUAUUUUAGUUCAUCUGUAUGAAGAUGGUCAGAGUCAAGCAGAGAAACAACAGCAGGAUUAUAAAGAAAGAGCUCAUUUCUUUACUGAUCACAUUAAACAUGGAAACUUCUCCCUCAGUCUGGACAAACUGACAGCUGAAGAUAAAGGACAGUAUACAUGUAGAAUUUACAACAAGAAGGAGUGUGUGUUUUCAGCCAAGGCAAAACUGACUCUGAGUAAGUAA